Messenger RNA from Helobdella robusta, 1816 nucleotides. RefSeq lists its product as hypothetical. Lineage: Eukaryota; Metazoa; Annelida; Clitellata; Rhynchobdellida; Glossiphoniidae. Gene Ontology annotation, cellular component: SAM complex; outer membrane. The record is from RefSeq and is a predicted model, not a curated record. The transcript has 15 exons. The coding region runs from base 85 to 1407 and encodes 440 amino acids. Gene Ontology annotation, biological process: mitochondrial respiratory chain complex assembly; protein insertion into mitochondrial outer membrane.
AAGUUAACAUUUAAAGUCAAUUUUUAUGACAAAAUGGCAGUUUUGUUAAAGAUUUGAAUUUUUUACAUCACAAAACUUAAAAAAAUGGAAAAGGAAGGUGCGGGAGAAAGUAGUCAAAAUGUCGAUUUUUCGAGUGUCAAAGCUAAUGUCAAAAGAAUUAAAGUGAAUGGCUUGGGUAGGACAAAGAAUGACAUUGUCAGGCAUCACAUCAAACCCUUGUUCGCCGCUACUACAUUUGAAGAAAUGAUUAGUGCUAUCAAUCUUUCGAAAAAUAAAUUUGAGCAGCUGGGUCUGUUCAAAAACAUGAAAAUCUCUAUAGAUGUCAGUAAAAAUAGCCCUGAACUUCCAAAUGCGUAUGACAUCGCAUACAAAGUUAAAGAGCAAAGUUAUCUUACUGGAGGUCUUAGUACAAUGAUUGGGACUAACGAAGGUACUAUGGUUGGUAGUUUAAAGCUAGAGAAUGUUUGGGGCCGGGGUGAGAAGGUCGCGACAGAGUUCACGUAUGGGUCGGCUAAUGCCAUUGGUGCUAACUUAUAUCUCAUCAAACCAAUGUUCUUUGAGCCACAUUUGCUAUUGAGGUUCUCAGUCUUUCAGACGAGUGGGGAAUUUCCAUGGAGUAGCUACAAGGAGACAGACAGGGGUCUGGCUGUUGAUUAUACUUUCUCCAACUUCUUGGGCAGCCACACAUUGAGGUGGGAGGGGAUUUGGAGGGAGCUGCAGGCUCUUUCCAGUUCAACUGCGUUCGCUAUCCGAGAAGAAUCAGGUCACAGUUUGAAAUCUAGUUUAAAAUAUACAUGGUGUGCAGACACAAGAGACAGCAAGGUGCUACCAACAUUUGGACAACUUUAUAAAUUUAGUACCGAGUUAGGCGGCUUGGGAGGGGAUGUUAAAUUCAGCAAGCACGAGGCUGAGUUUCAGCUCAACCAGCCACUCCCACUUGAUUCUACGUUACAGUUUACUCUUUCAGGAGGCGUGGCCAGUCAGGACCUGACCAUACACGACCGAUUUUUUCUCGGUGGUCCACUCACGUUGAGAGGGUUUAACUUCAAGGGCGUAGGUCCAAGGAUCGAUGGAUGCUCUCUUGGAUCAAAUAUUUUUUGGUGCAGUGGCUUGCACCUCUACACCCCCCUCCCAUUCAGACCAGGCAAGGGUGGAUUCGGGGAAAAUUUUAGAACCCACUUUUUCAUAAACGCUGGCAACUUAGCUUCAUUCAACCGAGAACUCUCUCUUAAGAACAACAUCCAAGAGUUAAUUGAAGGAUAUAGACUGAGUUAUGGCUUGGGGAUCGUUAUUAAGUUGGGAGGCAUAGCAAGAGUUGAGGCAAAUUACUGCAUACCAUUGAAAGCCCAGGAAAAUGAUAGUAUAAACCCGGGACUGCAAUUAGGCAUUGGGGUCUCGUUCUUAUGACGUCAACAACUUGGAAAUCAAAGACGCUAAAUAGAAAUUCUCUUACGCACAUACACGCGGGCGCACAAAUGUACAAACAUUCUUAUAUAUGUAUGAUUUAUAAUUAGGUUUUCUUGUUAUAUAUUUAUGCCUAUUUUCUUCUGUAAAUAGUUUAACGUUAAAUGGUUCCAGUACUUAAUGAAAUUAUAAUUAUUUAAUUAAUCACAUCAUGAUAUAGAAAUGAAUAUUGUACUUUAUUCAAUAUCUCGUGAUCAUGUGGAUUUUGUUGAGAUGAUUUAAUGGAACAAUUUGUUAUUAUUUAGGAUGAAAUGUUUGUAUUUUUUAACAUUAGUGCAAUUAUUUCGAUGACUCCAAAUAUCGUUUAUGCAGUAAAUGUUUAUAAUCCAAUAUUGAAUAAAAUAAUCUUUCA